CAUUUUUGUGCUGAAAAAAAAUUUUUUUAAUAAAAAAGUGUUAAGUGAAAAAUAUAUAAUUAAAUUAAAAAUGCAUUUAGCAGUUCAGGCCAGUAUAGGUCUUUUGUUGCUCGCAGUUGCAGCGACGAAAGCCGACGUUUCGCAUCUCAAAUACGAUCAUGUCGCACAACCUAGUCAACAUCAAGCGAGUUUCUCGGCAUCCGCAAACACAGUAGGACACAACGGAGCACGAGGAUUCCAUCAAUCGAGCGCUUCGUACAGCGGGCACAACAACGGGCAACACUUUGGCGGUUCAGUUGUCAACAAUAACGGACAAGUUUCGCAUCAUGCGCAUCACGGAGGCGCCGCUCAAAAAGAUUAUUGGUGGCAAAAUAUGGGAGAUGCGUCGCCUUUCAAACAGGCAGCAGCUGCUCAACAAGUCGCUUCAAGUCCGUGCAAUACGAACGUAGGAUGUUCCGCGAGCACAAGUUCCGUGAAUAUUGUUGCUCCAGCUCAGCAGCAAGUACAACAUGAUUACUCGCACAAUCCAUUCUUGAAUGGCGGGCAUCAAAUACAUCAACAAGCCGGUAAUGGUAAUAAGGGGGCGGCAAAUACUCAUUCAGUUAAUUCCUUUGUUGUUAGUGGUAGUCAUUAUAACGAUAACGGUGCAUCUAAAUCGCAAUACAACAAAAACUCGCAAUUCAUUUCCGCCUCACAAUCUUCCUACAAGACGCCAUGCAACGAACAAGGCAAGAUUUGCGCCCCAAAAUCCUUCUGCAAAAACGGUCUUGUACGCAGCGAUCAACUCAGCUUACUCGAUGAUUCACGUUCGGAAUGCGAAAGCGGAGAAACAUGUUGCAAAAUUCAUUUCGGUUCACAAGCUGGAAGUCCUUUCCAAAGCAAUUCACAAGUUCGUUGCCGUUCUGGAAACCAAAAAUGCGUUCCGUCGUACAUGUGUGUCAAUGGAGAACUUAGCGGUGAAGGUCUCCGAUAUGCCGCUCGUUUAUUGCCGGCUCAAACCUGUUCGAAUGGCGAUGUUUGUUGUUCAGCUGCUCGUGCUUUAUCCGACAGUCAACCUGCUGCUCAAACCCUGACAUCCAAUGGAUACGUUCUCAAAGUCCCAGAUCGUCGUUAUUUGCCUUCCGUUGAUCCCGAACGCCCUGAUGAAGAGCCCGCCCAAUCUGGAAAUGACGUUCAAAAUGUUCCAACAGCAACUCCUCCGCCAGUUCCAUCGACAACGUACUUACCCGCAACAACAAAACGUCCCGUUGCUCCUCAACGCCCAUCAUAUCGCCCUCCCGUGACUCAACCUCCCCGUCAAUUCGACGAAGUCCCGCAAUCGCAAAACAACAAUCCGACACUUUUGAUUCCCGUUGGAUGUCCCGCUGCCAUGAAUUGCACAGAUCGUCAAUACUGUGAUGCCGGCGGUAUGAUUUCGAAAACGCCCGUUGAUUUGUCGCCCGAACAAGCAUUGUUCCGUGUUCCCUUGAUUGAGUGCCGUGAUCGUAAAACUGGACAAGAUGGCGUUUGUUGUCGCGAUCCUGACUACACUGAUCCCUGGCCAACGGAAAUUUUGGGACAAUAUCGCCCCGAUUUGCUUGGAUUCGAUGAUGGAUCGUACAAACCUGAAGCCUCAAAUCGUCGCUCGGUUCAAGUUAAGGCAUCUGCAAGUCACGUCGCUCCUCAACGCGUUCGUCCCGGAACUCCCUUAAGAGCAGCAGCUUCCAAUCAAGUUUCUCGUCAAGUCCCGUCGCCAAAUUCGCUCUUUAGUGCUCAACAAGUUAAACCUUCCGUAUGCGGAAAACGUGAUAGAAACACUGAACCCCGUGGUCAAACCGAAACUGAAGCAAACUUUGCCGAAUUCCCAUGGCAAGUAAUGGUUGCUCGUGAAUCAACGAAAACUCUUCUCUGUGGCGGCGUAAUUGUUGGACCUCAUCACGUUCUUGCUACUGCUAAAUGCGUUGAAGGCGUUCGCCCAAGCGAUAUUGUUACAAAAGUCGGUGAAUGGCAAUUGGGAGAGAAUUCUGAACCACGCAAAUUCCAAAUUUUACACGUCAGAUCCGUUCAACCUCAUCCUCAAUACAAUCCCAAUACGUUGGAAUAUGAUAUGGCGAUCAUCCAUUUGAGCGAACAAAUCAACUUUGAUCAACAUGUUGCCCCAAUCUGCAUGGAUGAGCAAGAAUCCAGCAAGAAUCUCGAUAAUUGUGUUACUACUGGAUGGGGAAAAGAUGCUUUGAGAGUUCACGCUCGCGGUGCCAUUAUGCAUUACACCGAUGUCUACAUGAUGCCACAAGAAACUUGCUCUGACUACCUUCAAACGUACGAUUUCAACGCCCAAUCUUCCGUUUGCGGUCAUACACGUGUCGACGCAUGCCAAGUUGAUGCUGGAAGUGCUUUGGCUUGUCAACGCCCAUCCGGAGAUUAUGUCUUGAAGGGUAUCUACAGCAGCGAAACGGAAUGCAAUACCGACAGUCAACUCGUUACCUUCACAAAAGUCGAUCCUCAAUGGGUUAAGGCAGCAAUGAAUGGUCGAUCAUCAGUUCCUCAUCAACAAGCGCAAGCCAGCGAGCGUCGUGAUGUUCGUGUGCAACCUGCUAACGGUUAUUUGCCUCCCAGAAACUAAAUAUUUCGUUGAGAAUUUCGUGAAAAAUUUUUAAUGAAAUCCGCCCGAAGAAAAAAAGAGAUAAAAUUUGAACGAAAUUGAUAUUAGGGAAAGAAAAUUAUUAAUUAUCACAAAAAAAAACAUUGAGAUUGAAAAAAAUCGUUAAAUAUUAUUUAUACCUAUUUUUUAAAUAUAUUUGUAGAAAUAUGCACCGGCCUAAAAUUACAUCAUGCACAAAACAUUUUUUUUUAGGAAACCAUAAUUUAUCGACAAAAACAUCAAA
Molecule: messenger RNA, 2864 nt
Organism: Culicoides brevitarsis
Lineage: Eukaryota; Metazoa; Arthropoda; Insecta; Diptera; Ceratopogonidae
Product: inactive serine protease scarface-like
Exons: 8
Coding region: 71-2602 (843 amino acids)
Biological process (GO): proteolysis
Molecular function (GO): serine-type endopeptidase activity
Source: RefSeq, a predicted model, not a curated record